AUGUCAAGGCUGUCACGGACCCCUUGCAACUCCCUCCACUUUCCUCUCCUCCCUUUCUUCCUGUUGUUGUCGUUGACAGGGCUCAUACCCGUGCAUGCGAAAAAUACCGUCACUUUGCCCGUCGGAAGCAUUACGGCACCUACUCCCUUGCCCAGGACGUAUUCUUACGAGAUGAGUGUAACUCAAACUCAAGUCAGUCCUUCAGGCAGUUUAAGCCAACCCAACAAUUCAAGGUCUCUCUCCAGUCGAAGCAUUCCAAACAAUCCCAGCAUCUCCAUAAGCGUGAGUACAACUAUGACCCAAGAGCAUAGCGUCUCCGUUUCCGAGAGCAGUCACCACCAGAUAACUCCAGUGCACGUGACAGCACUAGAUUUGGAGACGGAUCUGAAAACUUACUCGAAGUUAAUUAAGACCAUCAGCGAAUUAACAUGGAUUUCACACAGUAACAUGGUGGUAAUUUCAUAUGACCUGAACUUGCGGUUUGGGGACGAUGAUAGUGACGAAAUUGAUGGCGAGGAAGGUGUCUAUCGUCGUGUGACCCUGGGGUUUGCGACGCGGGAAGAUGCGUCUACCACAAAACGUGCGGUUUUGAAGGAAUCAAUUCCAAACGUGCGCCUUCACACCCGAACGAAAACCGAUGAAACUGGUGGUUUGACAAAAACUCAGAAAGUUAUUCUUGGCUGUGCGCUGGGUAUCGGGUUACCGCUUAUUCUCGCCAUUGUUGGCGCCACGUACUUUUUAAUCCGGUACCACUCGCAUUUUGAUAAAGAAGUCGGAGAUUUGCGUACGGGGAAAAAGGGAAAUACGGUGAUCGACUUGGAUUAUAAUGCGGUGAGGAUGGCACCAGCGAAUACGACGGCACCGACGGUACCCAUCAAGCAGAAGAAUUCCAGCAAGCCUCUAGAGGAUCUCUUGUAA
Trypanosoma cruzi is the source of this 918-nucleotide messenger RNA. RefSeq lists its product as uncharacterized. Lineage: Eukaryota; Euglenozoa; Kinetoplastea; Trypanosomatida; Trypanosomatidae. Bases 1 to 918 code for a protein of 305 amino acids. The record is from RefSeq and is a predicted model, not a curated record. The transcript has a single exon.